Molecule: messenger RNA, 1728 nt
Organism: Punctularia strigosozonata HHB-11173 SS5
Lineage: Eukaryota; Fungi; Basidiomycota; Agaricomycetes; Corticiales; Punctulariaceae
Exons: 10
Coding region: 1-1728 (575 amino acids)
Source: RefSeq, a predicted model, not a curated record
AUGUGCCCUGUGAUUGGCCGCGCCGGCGCCAACGUGCGAAAAGCUGUCGUGCCGCGGACCGAGCAAAGGCACGCGGAGAUCAAGUGUGCACAAGCUGCACACACACAAAGCUUGGCUUACCUCCUCCGACCAGCGGGUUUCGGCGCCAGGGUGAGACGAGGGGCUGUUCUCUCCACCGGUAUCCAAGACCAUACACAGGGCCGCCAAGACCCUGCGCGCGCGGUCGCGUCUGCUUUGCUUGCCUCGCUCUUUGACCUCGACGUACCUGCUCCUCGACGGACUGGGUCUAUUCAAGGGACAAGGGAUAUCCGCGACCCAUUGAUGUACUCGCAAGCUGCGAUCAGCGCGCAGACACAGGCUGAAGUGAAUCGUUACGUCUCCACCGUCGCCUUCGCCGUCCUCUAUUACGACUACUUUUUGACGAUCGGGACCGAGAUACAACGAUACUGGAGACGGAGGCUUACAUGGCCGUCCGCGUUUUUCUUCAUCAACCGAUACCUCUCCGUCUUUGGCCAGCUCGCGCUCGUGAUCGAGAACUUCUAUCACCCGCAGGAUCAGUCUCGAUGUGAUAGGUUGCACACCUAUCACCAGCUCUUCGCGGUCAUCACGCAGAUCAUCGUCGGCAUCCUGCAGAUCAUCAGGACCUACGCGCUAUACGGCCGUGACCGCAGGGUGCUCCGAUUCAUCCUCGCGGUCGCCGCAGUCGUGAUCAGCGUCGGCCUCUGGGCCGUUCUCGGCGACCGCAGCCAGACCAUCAUGCUCACCGCGCCCGGGGUCGCCAUCGGCUGCAUCUCCACCCUGACCCGGCACCAGGCCCUCCAUCUGAUCAUCGCCUGGACCGGUCUGAUGGUGUUCGACACGAUGAUCUUCGCGUUCACGCUCGCCAAAGCGUUGGGACAUACCCUCUCCGUCUCGCGUGGACGGCGGAUGCCGGGCCACGACCUAUUCGCGGUCCUCAUGCGCGACGGCGCCGUAUACUUCGCGUACGCCCCCCCCUCUGAACUCAUUCCAUCACCUUCACCUGACCCCUUCCUCUUUCUCAUCCGCAUCAGCGUCCUCGCCCUCUCCUCCCUCGCCAACAUCCUCUCCUUCGUCCUCUUCGCGCCCUCCCUCCGCGGUCUCUUCACGGCGCCGACCAACGUCCUCGCCGCCUCGCUCAUCUCGCGCCUCAUGCUCAACGUCCGCGACCCGCGCGUCGUCCGCUUCGCGAGCGCCACCACCACCUCGCGCACGCGCGCCACCGACACCCGCAUCGAUUUCGGACCGCGGCCGCGCCGGAGCGGGACCGGGGAGUUCACGACCGGCGGCGGAGUGUCGUCGGCGGGGCACCCGCCGUCGGCGCAAGGCGAUCCGGACUACGGCUACGGCGAGUACGGCUACGGAUACGCGAGCCCGUCCGAGGACGAAGAGCGCGGGAUCGACUCGACCGCCCCGAGCUCGAGGUCGGGGUGGAGUUUCGGGGGCUGGGGAGCGAGGACGCCGGGCACGGUCUCGUUCUCUCGCUGGUCCCGCAGCAGCGGGAGUAGGACGCCGGCGAGCUCCGCGCGAGCGCAGUCGGCGUCGGCUUCGAGGGACCUCUCGGGGAAGGCGACGCCGGCUUAUCCGAUUCAGGAGGGCGUUGAGAUGCAGCCUGGGACGGGCGCGACGACGACGACGACGACGAACGCGGCUACGAAUCACGAUCGGAUGUCGGAUCCUUCGCAAGAUCGCGGAGUCGACAUGGCAUGA